UAGUUAAAUUGCGCGCCGAGACACUUUCUCCACGUCACAGCCGGAAAAUCGAAGUCCGGUCGUCCGGACGACUAGCCGCAUUGUUGAAUCGAUUCCACGUGGGUAAUCCUUUUACGUUCGCGAGAACAUGUCCGAGCUCUUGGUCCUGUCCGUUGCUGAAAACAAGUUGAACGAACUAAAUAAAAGCAUCGUCGAGAUCAAGAAGAAAAUCCAACUGUCAGAGGGUCAGAGGAAAGCCAACUUUGAGGAGUACGAUACGAAGAAACACGAAAAUGCCGAGAAGAUCAUCGAUCUUAAGAGGAAAGUCAAGGAGCUUUACACGAAAUACGCGAAAGCGAAAAAUAAUGAAGAGGCGAUGGAGCGGGCGGCACUGCUGAGUCGCGACUCCAUAUCUUGCAAAAGGAAGCGCAAUCUGGAGGACGUCGUGGCCACGGCGAGCGAGAACAACGUGCAUCUGAGAAAGAAAUUGGAUCUAAUCAAGUAUCAACGUGAAAAGCACGAGGGGACCUUGAGCACUUUGCAGACGGAGAGCAAGGAACUGGCACGCAGCAGACGCGGGCGUUGCGUGUUUAAGAAGGCUGAAAACCCGAUGAAGAAGAAGAUCGAGAGCCUGGAGGUGCAGCUGGAGCACAUCCGAAUGAUGCAAAUCAAGGCGAACAUCGCGCGCAUGAAGUACCGCUCCGUCUGCUCCGAGCUGCGGGAGAAGUCGGUGUUCUACGCUUCCUCGCUGAAGGAUCUGGAGGACGGCAUCAGGCAGCAGGAGAUCGAGAUCAAGCGCUUACAGGGGGUGAAGGAGGAGGCCAUCGAAUUGAGAGACAGCACUCAGGAGAGCCUGGUGAAGGAGGAGGUCGAGGAGACGAAUUCCAGCAAAAGACGCGAUUCCGUCAUCAAGGAGUACAGGCAACGCGUGUCGGAGCGCAAGAUGGAACUGGAGCGGCUGGAGCGCAUGAUAUUCCACGCCAAACCGCGCGACGAUUUCGAGACACGUGGGAAGAGUCGCGUGCAGGCGCAAGAGGACAUGAUCAAGGACGAGCUGGCGCGGCUGGAGGAGGCGUUCGCCAAGCUGCGGAACGCCACUGGGGUGUCCAAGUCGGAGGAAGUUCUGAACCGGUUUCUGGGUCAGCAGGCGACCAAAGACAGUCUGCAGAAAAUGCGCACCGCCACCGAGCAGGAGAAGAUGGUGCUGGAGAGGAAGAGGCAGGAGCUCAGCGCCGAGAUAGAGACAAGGAAGUUCUCGGAGACAAAGAGCACCGAACAGAACGCUGAGGUUACGGCGAAACUAAAUUCUCAGAUCGACGAGCAGCGAGCGCGCAAGGAGAGAGCCGAGGCGGCGAAUCGACGAGUCGGCGAGCUGCUCAACGAAGUGACCGCUACGCUGCGCAAACUGUGCGAGAAGUUCCAGCAUGUUGCAGAUACUCCUCUGCCCGAGGACACCAAAAUGGACGAUCCUUUGGAAAUUAUCGAAUUUUUGAGCAAUAAAAUAAAACUCGGACUCGAUGUUCUGAACGUUUCUGAUCAAUAUCUCGAGGCUAUGGAUGAAGUAUUAUUGGACAAGAUGGAAACAAUGUCGGUCGCUACAACUUCGGCGGAAGGCAGAACAAUGCGUGCAAACGGCGGCCCAUUGUUUCCACGGUUUCCACCAUGCGCGACCCCGGCUGCUGCAUUGUCGGAAGACGAGGAAGAAGUGCCGUCCCGGAACGUAUUAAAGAGACAAGCGCAAUUGCUCGUCGAUACCAAAAGUCGCCGCAAAGGGUUCGCCUUCAAGAGAUAAAUUGCUUGGGUUCAAGAGCAAGGAAAAUCGUGUGUUGUAAAAUUCAGUUUUCGGCGUUAGUCCACCAGUCCAGUUAGUAAUAAAUAAAUACAUGUAACCGCGUCUAUACACAUCGUUCUGCAUUUUGUGUUGCGUCGUUAUUUCCCUAUUUUACUAUCAACGAAUUGAUAUUUUCGACAUAAUUACCUUAGCCAGCGACAUA
This is a messenger RNA of Harpegnathos saltator (Jerdon's jumping ant), 1973 nucleotides long. RefSeq names its product Coiled-coil domain containing protein 151. Lineage: Eukaryota; Metazoa; Arthropoda; Insecta; Hymenoptera; Formicidae. The record is from RefSeq and is a predicted model, not a curated record. The coding region runs from base 128 to 1771 and encodes 547 amino acids. Gene Ontology annotation, biological process: cilium movement; outer dynein arm assembly. Gene Ontology annotation, cellular component: ciliary tip; ciliary basal body; cilium. The transcript has 10 exons.